AUGGUUGCUCGUUUCUUCUGGACUUCCACGGAUAACACCGGUAUCAAUUGGCGAAGCAAAUCAACCCUUCAUCAACCUAAAGGCCUAGGGGGUCUUGGAAUUCGUAGUAUCGGGGCCCUAAAUGAUGCUUUGCUAAUGAAACAAGCAUGGCGUAUCCAAAACCAUCCUCAACUACUACUCUCGCGGAUGUACGGUAGGUUGCGUCUUCAGGAUCUUCACCACCGUCCGACUCUUCGUAAUGUAUCGUGGGGUGCACGGGGAAUCUUUAAAGCCAGUCAACAACUUCUCCAGCACUCGGCUUGGAAGGUGGGUAAUGGUCAUUGUAUACAAGCAGCUUCCGAUAGAUGGGUUGAUGGUACAACGCCGGUUAUAAAUGACCACAUUUCCCUGCGGGAAGCUGCUUCCCUUAAGGUGGGGGACCUCAUUCACCCGGCGGCGGGUCAGUGGAUUUGCAGCAAAGUCCAUUGGUUCUUUUCCCCGUCGUCAGCUCGGAAAAUUCUGGAAAUUGAGCUUCCGCACAAUUUGAACACUGAGGAUUUGCGUAGUUGGCCCCAUUCCAAAUCCGGGCAUUAUACAACCAAAACAGGGUACAUAAUUGCAUUACGAAAUCAGCAACACAAAAUCUAUAGCAUGACAAAUAACCAGGAACGCUUUUGUCGGCUCCUGUGGCGUUUGAACAUCAUGCCGAAAUGGAAAAUCUUUAUUUGGAAAUUGUGGCAAAAUUGCCUUCCCACUGGCGCAAAUUUGGCUCGACGGGGUAUCACGAUGUCUGCAACCUGCCCUAUUUGCCUCGAUGAUCACGAGGAUAGUUGGCAUCUUUUCUGUUUGUGUCCGCUUGCUCUCGAGGCGUGGGAACAUCACUUUCCUUCUCUAAUGCCGCAGCCUGUGGAUAGUCAGACUUUUAGUGACUGGUUAACCAACCACUUGCUUACCUUAUUUCAUCAGGGCGGCCUUCAUAGCCCGCACAUUCCUGAGACUAUCGGUCUCCUUUGGGCUAUCUGGAAAACACGCAAUGCUCAGAUCUUUGAGCAUUUAAGGGCCACAUUGACUAGCCUUCAUGUCCAUUUACAGCUUGGUCAGACACAGCAUCAACUGUUUUUGCACCCCCGCCCAUCGCCCAAUCGCUUUUCUCCUCCAGUUCCUCGUAUUCUAGGUCCACCGCCAGGUUUCUACGGCUUCAUUCAGGGUCACUACUCUGACCAUGUUAAGGACAUUGUAAUUCGGAGCGACGGUUCUUGGGACAAAACCUCGCACUCCGCUGUGGCUGCCUGGGUCGCAGAUAUCACUUUCUCAGAAUAUCAAGUCUCUGAUUACCAGCUUCUGAAGGCCGGGUCCGCCCUCCAGGUUGAAGCCCACGCAUGUCGUUUAGGCCUUCUCUGGGCUCAGGCGAAUAACUUUGAGAUGGUCCUUGCUUAUACGGACUCGGCGGAGCUGAUUUCUCUUCUCCAACUCCAAGCAAUAGCCAAUAGCUCCAUCAGUCAUACGCUUGCAGACAUACGAAGGGUGGCUGCCUCUUUCUCCGGCUGUAAGAUCCUGAAAGUUUCACGCGAUGAAGUUGCAAGUGCCCAUGAUCUGGCUAAACAAGCUCGGAACUGGAGUUUCCCCUUCACAACCCACUGA
Messenger RNA from Beta vulgaris subsp. vulgaris (sugar beet), 1620 nucleotides. RefSeq lists its product as uncharacterized. Bases 1 to 1620 code for a protein of 539 amino acids. Gene Ontology annotation, molecular function: nucleic acid binding; RNA-DNA hybrid ribonuclease activity. The transcript has a single exon. The record is from RefSeq and is a predicted model, not a curated record. NCBI's taxonomy places the organism in Eukaryota, Viridiplantae, Streptophyta, Magnoliopsida, Caryophyllales, Amaranthaceae.